This is a messenger RNA of Ceratotherium simum simum (southern white rhinoceros), 4613 nucleotides long. The record is from RefSeq and is a predicted model, not a curated record. NCBI's taxonomy places the organism in Eukaryota, Metazoa, Chordata, Mammalia, Perissodactyla, Rhinocerotidae.
AUGAGCAGCUACGACUUGGAAGUGUUGAGAGAAAUGGCAAGAUUCUUGUCACUGAAAAUUAACAAAGGAACUAAUCCUGUCAAAGCUGCCGGGUCCCGAGAGCCGGGAGGUGGUGCCGGGGGCGGGGUGCGGAUGGGGGGAUUAGUUGCCGUUUGGAGUGAGGACCGGGCAGAGGCGGUGGCGGCGGCGUUUGCGGUGGCGAGGGCUCCGCGGAGAACUAGACGCCUCGAGGCCCUUUCUCCCUACCCUGGUCCACAGAAGCAGGGCUCCCGGCCCUCUCUGCAGCUGCCCGGCUCUGCCGAGCGUGCAGCCCAUGAGGCUGCGAGCGGCCUCCGGGGCUGCUUGAUUCGGCCGGCUACUCCGCUCCCCUGUGAGCGCGAUGCCCGGGGCGGCGGGGGCGGCGGCGGCGGCUCUGGGCUCCUCGCAGCCCCGGCCGUGACCACCACCCCGAGCCCGGCCGGGCGGUUGGGGCCGUUGGACGCGCAGCCUUCCCCUCCCCCUUCGCCGAGGCAGCGGGGGUGCGCGUUGGGAAGGGGGAGCCGAGAGACUCCUCCCCCUCCCCGAUACCCCCGCCCCUCCCCCUUACACACUCGCACGCACUAUCGCGCCGGCUCCCACACGCUCGCGCGCCUCCCGCUCCGCGCCUCCGUGUCGGCCGGCGUCGUCCAGGGCCCGCGGAGCCACCAUGUCCACUGCCUCCUCCUCCUCCAGUUCCUCUCAGACCCCUCAUCCCCCGCCGCAGAGGAUGCGCCGCCGCCGGCCGCGGCACCGACCGAGCAGGCGCCGCGGGCCAAAGGCCGCCCGAGACGGUCCCCCGAGAGCCAGCGGAGGAGCAGCUCACCUGAGAGACGGAGCCCCGGCUCGCCCGUGUGCAGAGUGGACAGGCCAAAAUCUCAGCAAGUUCGAACCUCUAGUACGAUAAGACGAACCUCUUCUUUGGAUACGAUAACAGGACCUUACCUCACAGGACAGUGGCCACGGGAUCCUCAUGUUCAUUACCCUUCAUGCAUGAAAGAUAAAGCUACUCAGACACCUAGCUGUUGGGCAGAAGAGGGAGCAGAAAAGAGGUCACAUCAGCGUUCUGCAUCAUGGGGGAGUGCUGAUCAACUAAAAGAGCAGAUUGCCAAACUGAGGCAGCAGCUACAACGUAGUAAACAGAGUAGUCGGCACAGUAAGGAGAAAGAUCGUCAGUCACCUCUCCAUGGUAACCAUAUAGCAAUCAAUCACACUCAGGCUACUGGAUCAAGAUCGGUCCCUAUGCCGCUGUCAAAUAUAUCAGUGCCAAAAACAUCUGUUUCACGUGUGCCCUGCAAUGUAGAAGGAAUAAGUCCUGAAUUAGAAAAGGUAUUCAUUAAAGAAAAUAAUGGGAAGGAGGAAGUGUCUAAGCCUUUGGAUAUACCAGAUGGUCGAAGAGCCCCACUCCCUGCUCACUACCGGAGCAGUAGCACUCGCAGCAUUGACACUCAGACCCCGUCUGUCCAGGAACGCAGCAGUAGCUGCAGCAGUCAUUCACCCUGUGUCUCCCCAUUUUGUCCCCCGGAAUCCCAGGAUGGUAGUCCUUGCUCAACAGAAGAUUUACUCUAUGAUCGUGAUAAAGACAGUGGGAGUAGCUCACCGUUACCCAAGUAUGCUUCAUCUCCCAAACCAAACAACAGCUACAUGUUCAAACGGGAGCCCCCAGAGGGAUGUGAGCGAGUGAAGGUCUUUGAGGAAAUGGCGUCUCGUCAGCCUAUCUCAGCCCCUCUCUUUUCAUGUCCUGACAAAAACAAGGUUAAUUUCAUCCCAACCGGAUCAGCUUUCUGUCCUGUAAAACUUCUAGGCCCUCUCUUACCUGCCUCCGACCUGAUGCUCAAGAACUCUCCUAACUCUGGCCAGAGCUCAGCUCUGGCAACCCUAACCGUUGAGCAGCUCUCCUCCCGGGUUUCCUUUACAUCUCUUUCUGAUGACACCAGCACAGCAGGCCCCACAGAGGCCUCUGUUCAACAGCCAUCCCAGCAGCAGCAGCUCCUGCAGGAACUGCAGGGUGAGGAACACAUCUCUGCUCAGAACUAUGUCAUCAUCUAAAGCAAAGGGGGAGCUGGCCUCCACCCUGCGUUCCAUGGAUUAAGAACUAGAUCUCAGAUAUCUAUCUGCAUGGAGUGACAAACGUACUGAACACCACCACCGACAACAGAAUACUUAGCAGCGUCAUAAAGUAUCUCUUAACACUGAUCUUGGCAGGGACGGAACUCCUAUUCAGCAGUUUUCGUGGAAAGCAGUAAUGCUUGCAAAAUGUGUGUGUCAUUCAGCAUUUUAAGUGGAGACUAUGCAUUUCAUAGUAUGUUUGACAGAUUAGUACUGUGUCCUGUGUUUUGUUCCAAAUUCUUCAGUAUAAAUAAGCUCUAUAUCAAAAAGUUGCCUGUCUAAAUAGGAAAUGUCUUGCUGUUUGUUGUCCUAUGGAAAAUACUGUACUUCAGGAUUAUGUUUACAAUUGAUCCAGGUGUUUGUUUCUAACUUCUGUAAUACAUACAAUGCAAAAAAAAAAAUAAAUAAAUGGCCACAACAGUUGCACAGUGCCCACCCUAUGGCCUAGCUUCAGGUACUUCAGUUGAAGUCUAAACUCAGGUAACUUGGAAUGUAUAUCAUAUUGGGAUAUUAAAUAUUUCACAGCUAAAACGCUAAAGAGGGAACAUCACUCUUUUGCCUUUCCUUAUUUUAUGCAUUUCCCUUUCCUCAUUACAUUCCACAUGCUUAGAAUAAGAAGUGCAUUCAACCCUAGGAGAAUGAUAAUCCUGGACAUGGGUGAACAUGAGGAGAACCAGCAAACCUGUGGUGUCUGACAUCACUUUUGUCAUGUGGUUACAAGUAAAACAACUGUUGCAUUUGCUGUUUCAACAUGUGUAAAUGUGGCUUUUUUUACAAGGUCAGGUGUUGCUCAGUUAAUGACUAUUACAAUGUUGCAAAUAAAGUGUCCAGUACUAGGCUGUACAUAAACAUUCCACAUUGUGGGUGAUGGAAUUUAAAGAUAAGAAUGUCUAGGUUUAAUUUCAGACCAAGUGAAAGUUGAACAAGUGAACGGGGGAUAGUUGAGCAUUUUUGUUUAUGUUGGCCAUCAGGGUCAUGAAGUGCUACUAUUUUAUCUAAAAGCAUAUUAAUGUUUUGUUUCUCUUUUGGAAAUUCUUUAAUUUGCAGGUUAAGAAACGACACACUUCUGAUUAUUGUUUUCGUCAAGCAGUUUAGGGACAUGAAUUGCAUUCAUGUAGAGAGAGAAUACUUGGGUCUCGGAAUUAAUGCAAUGUAAGUAGACAGGUUAUCAGGUGACUUACAAAAGCAGUAGUUUGAAGCUGUCUUAUUUAAGCCUCAUAAUAUCAUGAUUAGUUCUGUUAAUAUUUUGAAUAUGCGAAGUAGAGCAUAAAUCCAAGUAAAUAGCCUUGAACUUGCAGACUCGACCUAACUUCUCAACCAAGUGUGAGGAGAGCCCUAGAUAUUCCUGACUGGUCAGUAGAAGAGCCCGACUUUCAGACAUUGUUUUCUGCAGCACAAAGAGAGUAUCCAAAAGCAGAGGGAAGUUUUUGUAUUUUUAUUCCAUUGCUUUCAGUUCGAUAAAACAUAGAGUUGUUUCAUCUGCACCUAAAGUGUAUGGCACAAUUUUCUUAAGAAUUAGGGGAAUAAGGUGCCUACAGUUACAGGAACGUUUCAGUUCCCUUCAGUCAUUCCUGGGUUUUUCCUUGUUUUAUUUUUUAAGGAGGUUGAAGAAGGAAGAGGUGAUAAAGAAGAAAGCAACACCAUUGAUUUUUUUUUGAAGAAAUGGCACAUAUAUGUAUAUAUGUGUGUGUGUAUUCUGUAUGUUAUUUUGUCAUGAUCCCAAUUAUCUUCUUUCCACCAAAGUUUGCAGUAAUAUUCUCUCCUGAAGGUGCAUUCUGGCUCCUUUAAAUUAGUCAGUGUUAUAUUGUAGGAGGCUGUCAUGGAAAAGGACUCAGUUUACUUUUGUCAUUUUCACAGGGGAACCUUUUAAAACAAUCUCUUCAGCAGCAGACACCUUUAACCCUAAUAAUCUCAGGCCUUGAUGAAAAUACUAUAUUUUGUAGAUUAUGGUUAAAGGGAGAAAACUAUUAGUUCUGUAAGAUAAAUAUGAGCUCCAUUAACUUCUGAUAUCUGGUUUAGCAUUACAUGUGUUGAUCUUAUGCUCUGCUUUUAUCCAAAUAAGAUGCAAUGGUAUCAAUAUCAAUUUCUGAAAGAUAGACUGAAUAUGCUUUUUUGGUGAUGAAAUCUGAUGUACGAUAUUUAUAGUGACGUGCUUUUAUUUUCUCAUGAGAAACAAUAUUAAUUGUGUUGUACAUUUGUUCUUAGCAUAUAUUAGUUUUGAACCAAAUGUGUUAAAGCUUAUGCUUUGCCUUGUAAAUUUCCCAGAAGUUGUUGAGCUCAAAUGUAUCCUACAUCCAGCUGUAGAAAUUUGUCAGAAAUUGUUUAAAUUUUGUAUAUAGUUGUACUGUUGAAUUCUAGCCACUGCGGUGAACAGUAUUCAAGUUACCAUAUAAUAUGGCUUUACACAAGGAAAUGUGUGGCUUUUGUUUUGUAUUUUUUAAGUAUAGAAGUUCCUGUGUCUUAUUUAAAUAAAGUUAUUAGUAAAACUG